CCCUUAGUAAAAUGACAGUGACAUUGACAGGCGUUGGCAACGUUGAUUGUUUUACUGUUUUCCAUUUACUAUAAAAAUAUUUGGAUGAUAAAGAAUGUAAAUAUAGCACAGAAUUUUCGAAAUUUCUACGCGAUUGGUUUAUUUAUAAAGAUCGUGAAAUACCUUAAGUGUAGCUCUAAGGCAUAUUAGAAAAGGGAUUGUGUAACAGCUCCAUUUAAAAGAUUAUAAAGAAGAGAAUGGCAUCUGUACCGCCACCUCCUUGUGACUGGCAAACGGCGAGGAAGAAAGUCAAAGAACGCGGUCAAUAUUUACUAGACAGUGGGAUAUGGAGCGAUUGUCGAUUUAUUGUCGGAACCGAACCUCAUCAGCAAGUGUUCGAAGGGCAUAAACUGUUCCUUGCCAUGUCCAGCCCUGUCUUUGAGGCUAUGUUUUAUGGUGGCAUGGCAGAAAAGGAUCCCAUCGCCAUUCUCGAUGUUCAACCUGAUGCUUUUCGCGCGUUACUUGAGUAUAUCUACACGGAUCGAAUUAAUCUAUCAUCGUUCGAUCAAGCCUGUGAGUUAUGUUAUGGCGCGAAGAAAUACAUGUUACCACAUUUAGUUGAAGAAUGUACCAAGUAUUUGUGGUCAGAUUUGUAUCCAAAAAAUGCUUGUAGAGCGUACGAGUUUGCUAAGUUAUUUGAAGAGCCCAUUCUAAUGGAAAAGUGUUUAAAUAUUAUUAGUAAUCAGACCCAAGAAGUAUUAUCAGAGAGUAGCUUCGACGAUUGUGAGCUCACAACCAUAUUGACAGUGUUUGAUCAAGAUGUACUUAAUAUUCAGUCAGAGUUGGAGCUCUUUACUGCUGUUAGUAGAUAUUCAAAUCGUUACACUCAAACUUCAGGUGCGAAAGUACCUAGACUAGAUGGUAUAGCAAACGUCUCCCACGAACCAAACGUACGUGAUCCUAAGCUGCGAGAUGCGCUGAUGAAAAUAAGAUUUUUGACACUCACUCCUCAAGAGUUUGCUGAAGGCCCGGCUGCCUCAAACUUGCUGACCGAAUCGGAGAAGUUUGCUAUUCUUAUGAAUAUAUCUUCACCAACUACUACAGUACCCAUGCCACCUGGAUUUUCGACUUGUCGAGUUCAGAGAUUACACAGCAGGAAUCCUCGUCAGUAUGAAACACUUUUUGCGGGUUCAUCUUCAAUGGAUACAUCUCGUACAUCAAUGAUAAAAUUUUACAAUCAAAGGGGAAAUGUAUCAGACUUUACAGAAGAGGGCGGUAGUGAGUUGGCAAAAAAGUUAUACUGUACACGCGUUCCGCUUUGCUUAACUGACUGUAUGAACACUAGCGUAUUGGAUUGUGCUGUGACAUUUACUUGCGAUCGAAAUGUUUGUAUCUUCGGUAUCCAAGUUCCAGCACAAGACUCUAUCGACGAUGAUCGACAACAUAAUAUUUCAUACACCGAAUUAUUGUAUGCACACCUACUUGAUGCUGAUGGUAGUCGCCUAACUUACACACACUUCACCAGCCGUGUUUCAUGCAGAUCUCUAAUUGAUAUUUCGUUCAAUCGACCAAUAUACAUUCAGAGAAAUAAGGUGUACAAGGUAGGUGUUGUAUUGCACAAAACAGGACUUUAUCCUGUUGGUUCAUACCCUAAUCAAUCAAUGUGCAAUGGAGUUGUCUUCACCUUUGGUCAAGGUCAAACUGGUGAUUCAGUGAGGGAUGGAUUAAUUCGUUCUAUCAUUUUUUCUAUGCCGGUGAAUCAGAGUACCAGCAGCAGUCAUACAUCGUACGGAAUUUCAGGAGGACCUUCCGAGCAUAACAAAUUCCCUUAAUUACGAUGAUAAUAUUUUAUUUAUAGGAAUAAUGUGUUAGACUUUCACGGACAGGGUCUACACUGAUGUUUUCUUUCAAGCUCUGGUCUUAAGCGAGGAGAAAUUCAUUAAUAGGAUUAAUGUUUAUUCAUAUGUAUUACAAUUUAUUUUUAAUUGUCUGUGUAUUUAUGAAAUACAACUCAUUUUAAAAAAA
Molecule: messenger RNA, 2004 nt
Organism: Photinus pyralis (common eastern firefly)
Lineage: Eukaryota; Metazoa; Arthropoda; Insecta; Coleoptera; Lampyridae
Product: BTB/POZ domain-containing protein 6-like
Exons: 7
Coding region: 237-1811 (524 amino acids)
Biological process (GO): neurogenesis
Cellular component (GO): cytosol; P-body
Molecular function (GO): protein binding
Source: RefSeq, a predicted model, not a curated record